Callithrix jacchus (white-tufted-ear marmoset) is the source of this 8910-nucleotide messenger RNA. RefSeq names its product thyrotropin releasing hormone receptor (gene TRHR). Gene Ontology annotation, biological process: phospholipase C-activating G protein-coupled receptor signaling pathway. NCBI's taxonomy places the organism in Eukaryota, Metazoa, Chordata, Mammalia, Primates, Cebidae. Gene Ontology annotation, molecular function: thyrotropin-releasing hormone receptor activity. Gene Ontology annotation, cellular component: membrane. The record is from RefSeq and is a predicted model, not a curated record.
UGUGUGUGAGAGAGCGAGCGAGCGUGUAUGUUCUCAUUAGGGGACGAUCUAUGAUUUGACAGCCUCACUGCUGCUGCUCCUGCUGCUGCUUCUGCUUCUGCUGCGGCUGUAUGGUCUGUCAUUACUUGAAAAGGGCUGUGAGGGUUUGGAGAAACUGCAGUUUUAAAAACUGAGCCCUGCUAAGUGAUCUCCUUGUCAAAUAGAGUAGACGAGAUUUUCUGCGAGAUUAGAAACUUGGACCUAUUACUACUUCAUCUACCCAGAAAAGCAGGCAGUGCUACACAGGAUAAGGGGGCUGGAACUGCUGCAAUGAAGGUGGGCACUGGAAAGAAGAUGUUUUAAGAAGUCAGUGUUUCCGAGAAACUUUAACCCACAAAAGAUGGAAAACGAGACAGUCAGUGAACUGAACCAAACACAGCUUCAGCCACGAGCAGUAGUGGCCUUAGAAUACCAGGUGGUCACCAUCUUACUGAUGCUCAUUAUUUGUGGCCUGGGGAUUGUGGGUAACAUCAUGGUAGUCCUCGUUGUCAUGAGAACCAAGCACAUGAGAACCCCCACAAACUGCUACUUGGUGAGCCUGGCAGUAGCUGAUCUCAUGGUCUUGGUGGCCGCAGGCCUCCCCAAUAUAACAGACAGUAUCUAUGGUUCCUGGGUCUAUGGCUAUGUUGGAUGCCUCUGCAUUACUUACCUCCAGUAUUUGGGAAUUAAUGCAUCCUCUUGUUCAAUAACAGCCUUUACCAUUGAGAGGUACAUAGCAAUCUGUCACCCCAUCAAAGCCCAGUUUCUCUGCACGUUUUCCAGAGCCAAAAAGAUUAUCAUCUUUGUCUGGGCGUUCACAUCUAUUUACUGUAUGCUCUGGUUCUUCUUGCUGGAUCUCAAUAUUAGCACCUACAAAGAUGCUAUUGUGAUAUCCUGUGGCUACAAGAUCUCCAGGAAUUACUACUCACCUAUUUACCUAAUGGACUUUGGUGUCUUUUAUGUUGUGCCAAUGAUCCUGGCUACCGUCCUCUAUGGAUUCAUAGCUAGAAUCCUUUUCUUAAAUCCCAUUCCUUCAGAUCCUAAAGAAAACUCUAAGACAUGGAAAAAUGACUCAACCCAUCAGAACACAAAUUUGAAUUUAAAUACCUCUAAUAGAUGUUUCAACAGCACAGUAUCUUCAAGGAAGCAGGUUACCAAGAUGCUGGCAGUGGUUGUAAUUCUGUUUGCCCUUCUAUGGAUGCCCUACAGGACUCUUGUGGUUGUCAACUCAUUUCUCUCCACUCCUUUCCAAGAAAAUUGGUUCUUGCUCUUUUGCAGAAUUUGCAUUUAUCUCAACAGUGCCAUCAAUCCAGUGAUUUACAAUCUAAUGUCCCAGAAAUUCCGUGCAGCCUUCAGAAAGCUCUGCAACUGCAAGCAGAAACCAACAGAGAAACCUGCUAACUACACUGUGGCCCUAAAUUACAGUGUCAUCAAGGAGUCAGACCAUUUCAGCACAGAGCUUGAUGACAUCACUGUCACUGACACUUACCUGUCUGCCACAAAAGUAUCUUUUGAUGACACCUGCUUGGCUUCUGAGGUAUCCUUUAGUCAAAGUUGAUUCAUGAAUUAGAGGAAAACGGACCACAAAGAAAAUGAGAAUCUGUGCAGUAAUCAACAAAAGGGAGAAUAUGGCCAAUAGUUGUAUGUGAAGACAGAGCAGAUCAGUCUUUGUCAAUGCUCUAACAAGUCCUGGCCCUAGAUACUUUAAGGAGGAUAAUUCAGACUUUCCUUCUUUCAAACUAGUACCACAAAAAAUGAAGCUGAUCUGAGAAAUAGCCAAAUGAUUAAAAACUGAAAGUUUAGCCCUUUUUGUUUAACUUAAGAAAUUUACUAUAUUUUCUGGGCUUAUAGAGUUUCAGUAAAAUCUAGACAGCAAUUUACAUUAUUCAUAAUAACCUUAUCAAAUGUCACUUUUCAACCACCUAAGUUAUUUAUGCAUUCAAUAAUUUGACAACAUGCAGAUUUUUAAAUGUUUGCAUUUAGUAUUUCCUUUUAAUAUUGUGCAGUGCUAGCUUGUGAAUAUCUGAAAUUUAAGGGAAAAUAUUAUAGAAAACAUUUUAUUUAUUGAGUAAAAAUAAGAUUUUAGACAUACAUGUUCACUGUAUUUUAAAAAUUGUCAUAAUGUUUGUAAAAUUCUGAGAUGAUUUUUAUAUCUUAGAAGGCAGAUAACCAUCACUCAACUUUAAUGUUAAAUAAACCUCAAAGUAUCCAAAACUAUUAAUUAAAGAGAAAUGUAGAUUUUAAGAUAAAUCCAACUCUUAUCAACUCUUCCAGCCUCCUACAUGAUAGAUGGAACAAGGUAAAAACCCAGAUUAAGUAACUGGGAAGAUACAAACUAACAUACGAUUAAUUUUGAAAAGUAUAGCCAAGACAAAAGCAAGUAUUUAUAAUAAAGUUUUGCUUCUUCUUUGAAGCUUUUAAGCAAGAAAAUCUUUUUGAACAUUCUUGUUUAUAAACUACUGAGCCAUCCUUCAAGCAAAAUCUAGCUUAAAAGUCUGAAACAUUUGUAAAAGCUUCAUUGUUACUCUAAAUUAGCCAAAAUCCUGGUAUCCCCAUUCCAGAUGAAGACUUCCCGCUGAGAACUGUAGUCUAUGGAUUUUUACCUUGGUUGCAAUUGUCUUUUGUUCCUAACUGCUUGUCGUUUAUAGGUUCUUUUCUUGUUUUUUCUCAGACGUUAGUGUUAUUUUGUUUACAGAUUCUCAAUCAAAGCAAUGCAAAAUUCUGUUGGCUUUAUUUUCAGUAGAGUUAAAACUGAUUUCAUCAUAUUAUCAAUUUCUCACUUUUAUAUUUAUGACUGAGAUCUGCUAAUGCAGUGAUUAUUAGAGACUUGUGAAUGAAUCUGUCCAGGACAUUUGUCAUUUCCUACCUGAAUCUCUUACCUACUGAGAUUUGCCAACCGGAAUCUUCAAGGGUAGAAAUUGCCCUUAGUAAUGGUUCGAUAGUCAUUGAUUUUUAAUGACUAGAUGAUCAAAAAGUACCCAUACGUUUACAUGCCCCAUAGCCUGGCAUUUUCCCUCUCCAGUCUAUAUCCCUAUUUUAUGGACUUUUCUAGAACGUAGUUGCUAAUGAUAAUUAGGCCUACCCACCUUCUUAAUGAAGAAUAUGCCAUUCUACUUUCAAAACUUGUUUUUAAAUGCUGUUUCAUGGAGACUCUACUAUCCAGAACCUCAUUCUAGAAUAUGCUUUUUUGAAAAUUGUCUUCAUUUACUCCACCAAGAUAUUUUUAUCCUGUUGCUAUAGUAGUAAACAAAUGCAAGCCAAUAUUUGCAGGAAAUACCCUAAAAUUCCACCUGCAUUACAGUAAGCAAUCUAUGUCAACUGACUUUUCAUUCUGGUAUAAAUAUUAAUCUUGGCACUGUAUAAAUAGAGCACCAGAGGGACCCAACCCCAAAUCACACAAGCAUAUGCAUGUUUAUAAACACAUACCCACAUGUUCAUAAAAUGGAGAAAAAGGGAUCGGAAUAUAUGAGAUUUUUUUUCAUUACAGAAAGAAACUAAUAUGAUUGAGCAUCUACUAUGUGUCAGGUAUGCUGGUAGAGUCAAUCAACAUUAUCUUCAUCACAAUUUCACUACAGCUGUGAUUUCUCUGAUGAUAAGACCAGUUUUCCUGUAACCUAAUUCCUAAUUGAUAAAAAUUUAUGGAUUUUGCAGAAUGAUUAUAUCAGGUGUUAAAAACUACAAUUAAUUUAACACGAUAUACAUGGAAUACAAAGAUGCUCUUCUCAUCUUUGGAUAUUUAAUGUAUGAACUGACUUCUUUUACUUGAAUUUUUAAAAAGUUAUUUGCCAAUAAUCUAUUAGUUUUAGAGCACAUGGGAAAUUCAUAAGAACUCAGUUUGUAGUGUUUUAACUCUAAAGCAAACGCCAUUAUAAAAUUAAAAGUUUCUAUGUAAUGUCCAAUAGAUAUUUGAAUUUACCCGGAAGAGACAUAACUUUUUAAAAUAUUCUUUACCACACUGUACUCAAUUAUGAAAUAUUUCCAUAAAUAAUCAAAACAAUAUACCACCAAAUGAGAAACAAAGAGCUAGAUGAAAAUUUGCUGGUGAAAUGAAGUAAUGUUAUAAAGAGCCUUCCUUAAUAAAAAUUUCCUGUCUUAUUUUAUUACUUCCAAUUUCAUUAAUUGCUGAAUGUCACUGGUUAGAUCUUAUACUUGAGGUAAUUGGGUAAAGGGCACCAAUCAUGAAUAAAAUGAACAAACAUAAAUUCCCCUCAGGACUUAAGGGAUGUGAGUAUAUUUCGAGACCUUAACAAACAAGGCAGAUAUUCUAAAUGCUGAAGAAAAAUAAGACAAGUCCAGACUCUAUAGUUAUUCUUAAACAAAUUCAAUGUACAGAACAAUAAACCUUGAUAAUACACAGAAAUAAAUGACUGAUUUGGCUGAACAACUGGCAAUGUCAAAGGAAAAGCUGCAGCCAUAAAACUUAGCAUAGUGCCACUAAGUCUUAAUGGAUAUUUGAAACGUUUCAUUUUCAGAAGACUACAUUGGAAUAAUAAGAACAAUAUGUCUUAGUAAAAGCUGGGUCAACAUAGUUUUGGCUGGCUUUUAAAGAGUAAAAGAGUUUAUGUCCUUUUAAACUAUGUUAAAUCUCUAAACAUGAUAAAAAGAGAAAACAACUUUCUGAAGAAAAUAUUUUAUGUGGUUAACCCAUCAAUCUUUGAAUUCUAUAAAUAUUAUAUUUAAUAUCUUUACUUCUCAAUUGCAAUUAAAACACGGGUUGGAAUUUUUGUGUAUGAAAUAGGGCAACUCAAUGUGAAUUAUUAUACACUAGUCAGUUCCAGAGUCAACAAAAAUGUUUUCAAAUGUUUUAAGUCACUCAGUAAACAUGAAUAUCCCCAGCAAUUUAUUUCCUAUGCAUCCAUAGCCGUCUACAAUAAACAGCCAUCAAAACCAAGAUCUGAUUGAGUGAACAUAAGCUUUCAGAAUAAUACACACAAAGAAAUCUUACAGAGCUCGGUGGUCAUAAGUAUUUUUCUCUCUCUUCUCUCUUCCCCAUCAAACUUUCAUCAUUCCACAAUCAUCAUUUUCCUCAUAGCAGAAAGAUUCAUCUAAGUUCAUUCAAGACUAAACCUGGACAUGAAAUAUCUUAAGUACGAGUGUUCUUUCAAAUGUAUUUAUGUAUAAAAAUAUGUGGUUGUGGCGGGGCGCGGUGGCUCACUCCUGUAAUCCCAGCACUUUGGGAGGCCGAAGGGGGUGGAUCACGAGGUCAAGAGAUCGAGACCAUCCUGGUCAACAUGGUGAAACCCCGUCUCUACUAAAAAUACAAAAAAUUAGCUGGGCAUGGUGGCGCGUGCCUGUAGUCCCAGCCACUCAGGAGGCUGAGGCAGGAGAAUUGCCUGAACCCAGGAGGCGAAGGGUGCGGUGAACCGAGAUCGCACCAUUGCACUCCAGCCUGGGUAACAAGAGCAAAACUCCAUCUCAAAAAAAAAAAAAAAAAAAAAAAAAGUGGCUGUUAUGCAAACUUUCAUUUUCAUGAAAUCACUUUUAAACAUUGAAAAACUGAUGUCUUAAAAAUAGAGUUCUAUUUAUGUCCUCAUUUACAUGCGAGGGAUCAUGUAUAGAGUUGAGAAGUUUAAUAUGGCUCUUUCCCUUAUAGAACAAAGUACAAGUUUGGCAUUUUAGAGGUUUCUUUCAGAAACUAAUCAAAGAAUACUCAAUAUGUGCAAAAUUGCUGCAGAAAUUUGUUUCGGCAGACAAAAGGCUCUUCUCAUUCUUAUGAAGCUCGUAAUCCUACAAGAAAAACAAGACCAACAUGACAUCACCUCAAGAUAUAACUGUUUGGCAAUAUUUAGAAUACAUAUCUGAGAUGUCAGAAAUCUGAUUUUAAAGAAGCAUUUGUUAAUGGUUCAUUUGAAAUCUCAUAAGAUGACUUUUAAUAUAAUGAUCAAUUUUACAUAUUCUCAUUCUACUUUAUGGACUCUAAUUAGAAGUAUCUGUAAACUUAAUUCUUCACUGAUUACACAGGAAACUAAGGUCAGCUAAGACCCUGUAAUAUUUUUCUGAUAUGUUCAGCCUAUCAGUAUAAUCUCAUCGCUCAGCAGCAAACCUCAUUUACAGGGGUUGCACAUUGGAGAAUGAUUUUGUUACUGACAUGGUUAGCACCAAAUGAUGACAAUGCUGACAUAAACUAAAUCUACAGGAUUCUGGUUCUAAUAUUCAAAUACAGUAGUCCUCCAUAUCCUCUGGGGAUCCAUUCCAAGACCCCUAGUGGAUGCCUGAAACUGUGGAUAGUACCAAACUCUGUAUAUACUGUUUUUUUGAUCUGAUAGCCAAGAUGUCUACUAAAUGACCAGCAGCAGGCAGGCUGUGUGCAGAGCAUGAAUACACUGGACAAAAAGAGGAUUCACGUUUUGGGUGGGAUGCUGCUGCAUGGCGCAAGAUUUUAUCAUGACACUCAAUGUCUCUCAAUUUAAAACUUAUACAUUAUUUAUUUCUGGAACUUUACAUGUAAUAUUUUUGUGUAGAGGUUGACUGCAGGUAACUGAAACUACAGAAAACGAAACGAAACUGUGUCUAAGGGCUGACUAUUGUAACCUGUUUAGACAAAAGGGAUCAUGAAUGUUUGUGUACAAUGUCGUUGGGCCUAUUUACAUUCUUCUACAGUAAGCACAUUCAUGAUAAAGCCAAUAUGAGGUUAUUAAUUCAUAUUUUAGAAAUGACAUCUGGAAAAAUAAAAGAGCUAAAUGAAUUAGUACAGCUAGGACAGUACAUUGUCCCAAAUGUUCAAAUCUGGAUCCAGCAAGGUAACAAAGGAUAGUUUUAAUGGCCAAUAAACAGUCAAUUCACACUGCUUUCCUGCCUGGCCUCAAUGAAGAAGCAUCUGGCUUAAAUCCAUGCUACAGAUCUCAACUGGAAUAAUGGAAAUAAAAGUACUUCAUAAAUUAUAAACGUUAAAAAGUCAGGUUAAACAGUGGAGUCAGCUGGAGCUCCUUCAGUGUAUCUGAGUCCUGAAACAGCAUGUGUAAGUGGUUAGUUCAUUCCUUACAGAAUAAUGAACUUAAUUCUUGUGCAUUAGGUUGUUCUCUGACUUCCAAACAAGAGAGAGUAUGAACUUCCUCAAAAAUGGUGUGACUGAUAGUGACAAUGAUGGAGGCUUUUCAGAAAAAAAGGAAUAAAUACAAGGUAGCAGAAUAAGGCUCCAUCUAACCAGAGAUCUGAAUUCAGAAGUCAAUAGGAACAUAAUAUUUCUGAAAUGGUACAAGAUGCCCUAGUAAGGAGACCAAAUAUUUAAUCCCUAGCCAAGAAUAGUGAAACAUUUCUGCUUUUAUAUAUAUAAGAGUUACCUGGGAGCUUAUCUUAAAAUGCACUUUCUUUUGGUCUUGGCCUAAGAAAUUCUCAUUUAUUAGAUGAUUUUGAUGCCUAUUGUCUUCUGAGCAUAUCUUGAAAACCCCUGAGUUCAGGGCCUUCAGAGCCUUCAAGCUCACAUAAUCCUUAAUAAGCAACUCAACGGAAAAAUCCUUGAGAGUAAGUCUAUUUCAUCUUUGUAUUUCACAAAUUAUCUAAACUACUUUUUAGUUAAUUAUUUAUUACCUAUUGGAUGAUGUCCCUAAAUAUCUGUAAAAUGAAUUAGUAAAUCAAUCCCAAGCUCAGAAAUAUAUUCUAAAUUGGGUAUUGAUAAUACCCAAUUUGUCUAUAGAUACAUCUUCACAAUCAGAUAACUCACUGUGCUUGUUUUGUAUUUAAAACACAAAACAAGCAGAGUGAGUUAUCUGGCUCAUUGAAAGGCACUGCAUGAAGUGUGCCAGAUGAUGGUCAGAACAAUCCCUAUGUAUGUAACAUGCAUGACAAUUUCAGUGGUACUCUCAUGUCCACCAUCCACUUUAAUAAUGAGAAAAAGGAAAUCUAAAACAUUUUCUCUGCUUUCAAGGAGAUUACAAUUUAGUGACAACGUAUUAACACAGAAACAUGCUAGAAGAAAAAGGAACACAUAAUUGGAAGCCAAAUUGUGUGAUUUCAGACUACACACAGCUGAGUUUUUCAGAGGAAAGGGGGCAUCCAUGGGGCUUGGAGUCAUUAAGGAGGGCUUUGUAAAGAAGGUAGGACUUCCUUCAAGGAUAGAUUUGAUUUAGAUAGUUAAAGAAAAGAUGAUCCAUGUGAGAAAAAAUAAGAUGAGUAAAGGAAAAGAGACAUACAUAAAUCUUAAAGCAAGGCUCUUGAUAUUAAGAAUGUGUAUCCAGAGCAAAUACAACUCAUCAGGGAUUGAUUAAGGAAGGCAGUUAGUCCAAAAAAGGAAAGAAAAAAAAGAUAAAGGAAGUAAGGGGACCAACCUGUGCUUAUAUUUGGUGAGAAAAUGUUCACUCAUACACAAGAAUAUAAAGUAGAAAUGUAUAUAAAUCUGCUAUGUCUGCUUUCUAAACUUUGUGAAUUUCAUUUAUUAUCUAGAAAAUACAGCAUGUCUUAUGUUACAAUUCUAAAAGUAUUCUUAUUGUCCUAAUUGUCCAAGUGAAAAAUAUGUGUGUAUAUAUUUAUCUUUUUUUCUAUAUUAUAUUAUCAUCAUAUACUUAAAAAUAUUUACAUUUGUGUAUAUUAUUCGGGGGUACUGACUGACUCUGGCUUUAUCCAAUUAUGCUACACAUAGAGAUCAGAGCUAGCUCAGGGACCUAGGCCCUUCUGAACGGAAACUUCAACAUUACACAUGAAACUGAGAAACAUGUAGUAAUUUGCUUAAGACUACUAUGACAAUAUUGUUGACUUGCAUGUUGCUUAUGCCAUGCCUUGGAGUGUUCUGGCUUCCUUCUAUCAGCUUUAGAAAGUUGUAUGCUGACUUAUUUCAUCAUUUUGGCAGUUAAUCAUUGUGUCCUUGUGGGGCAAACACUCUUUUUUAAUAAAGUUCAGUAUUAUGUGCUUUAUUGUGAGAAACUGUGUGUCUGUUCCAAUAUUGUAUGGUGAGCAAUA